AGUAGUAGCACGUCGAACUAGCAGUGAAAUAGUUCACAAAAAUUUUUCUCGACUAGAGUUUCUUUUUAUCAUUAUUUCUUUGUGUCAUCUAAAUUAUUUAAUCAGUCAAGAUACGAACACAAAAUCAUCUGGCUGGGAUUUGGAAGUGAUUAUGAUCAUCAGGAGGACCUUGAUCGUUUCGAUCGUUAUUUUCCUCAUUCAUGAUACCGAGGAAGCUCGAAAGAGCGGUGGUCGUAAAAGCGGAUGGGGUUGGGGAUCACAUUCGUCCGUAAGGACAACACCGCGACCACAGCAAAGUAGACCUCAAAAUACUCGAUCUGGCUCAACUCCAGAUAAAAUAGGAUGGAAUGUUCCACAAACUAACAACAGACAAACCAGCAGCAAUACGGCGUCAAAGCCGUCUGCUCCAUCUUUAGAUCAAAAUGUUGCUUCCAAAACUAGUGCAACUAAUUUGCAAUCAGGAUACAAUCCAUCAGGUGGAUAUCCUCGUCAAGGUCAACAAUUUGGUUCCCAGCAAAGUCCACCCAAUCCUUAUAAUGCUGGACACAAUCCAUCAGCUGGUCAAGGUUAUAAUCCUUCGGUCGGCGGCUAUAACUCUGGUUAUAACCCUGGCUAUAAUCAUGGCUAUCCAGGUCAAGGCCAAUCUUACAAUUCACCUAAUAUGGGACAACCUUAUAAUCCAAUGGGUCAUGGGUACAAUCCAUCGCACAAUCAACCUUUUAAUCCAUCUUAUGGUCAAUCCUAUAAUCCAUCGUUCGGACAAGCGCCACAACAAACUAUUCUCUUGCCAUCCUCGCAACCGUAUAAACCAGGUAUCGGGCAAAUCGCCAAGGAAGCUUUUGUCUUCGCUGGAGUUAGUGCAGGUGUAAAUGCAGCCGUGAGCAGAAUUCUUCCAGGAGGAAUUUAUGGGCAUAGUGGUGGUGGAGGUGGUGGUAGUAGUAGUGGAGUUGUUCCUGCUACUUCUCAUACUCAAAUUACAUAUAAUAAUUAUUAUAACAAUCAAUCUAUUCCGACCCAAACCGCGGGAGAGGCUCAACCCGCUGCAAGUCCUCCUGCAGCAAGUCCUCCUGCUGAAAAUGCAGCUUCUGUACCAUCGGCAGAUCCCUCUGCUGUUAAGCCAUUACAAAACACUGAAACUAAUGCAAAUAAUAAUGCUUCUCCUCCUGGAACUGAUGGUAAAUCCAGUAGUCAAAAUACUCCGGAAUCUAGUAAUAAUCCUAAUCCACUUGGUUUUGUAACUCCUAAUGAGGAUAUUAAAAAAUUGUCGGAGGAAUUGUUUAGUCAAGAUGUAAAUAAUGCAUUCAAGCAUAUUACCAUUAAACUACAAGGUCAAAAGAAGGACGACAGUGUUACCGAUGACGCAAGUGAUCCAUUGUUGGAUGUGAAGCCAGAAGCUUACGAAAUAUCAACGAUCAAAUCUGUUAUCGAUCUUCAUAAUAAUUAUGAAAUGGAUGUUAAAGUGAAAGAAAAUCUUACGCCUGAGAAACGCGAAAAAGAAUCUCAGUUACUCGACAACUUUUUAAAGACGGAUGUCCUUCAAAACGCAAUGAAAUUCUUAGCUAGCAAAGGAUAUAUACCCGAUGAUCCAUAUGAAUUCAAGGACACGUUAAAACGCAUAUGGUUCUCACAAUUCAAACGAAUAGAUGGAGAUGCGUCGAGUUCCGGCUUUGAAACAGUUUACUUAGCAGAACAAUUUGACUCUGAUAUAAUUGGUUUACAUAAUUGGAUCUAUUAUGCCAAGCAAGAGGCUGAGAAAAAGAUCGAUUAUCUUGGAUAUAUUAAAGAACUAACAUUUGGGGACAAGGCAGCUAUAGUCAAAGUACGUUCUAAAUUAAAUGGUUUUGUUCAACCAGUGACUUCUCUUUUUGUUGGCACAUCACCAGAGUUAGAGAUGGCACUUUAUACGGUUUGUUUCUUUGCUCGUCCAAAUAUCGCUUGUCCUAUGUCUUUUGGUGGAACUGAUUUCGUAAUAAUUGCAAACAGAGUUAAUUACUUUGGUAAAGAUAUACUGGUCUCUGCAUAUCCAGAAAUAUAAUCUAUAUUACUCUUUAUUAAUAUUGCACAUUUAUAUUAUCAAAAAUAAUCUUUUUUUUUUUUUUUUUUAAUAAUCUCCUAUUUCUAUAUUAUAUUUCAUAUCCCUAAUUCUGCAGGGAUGUGAAAAAAACUGCUUUUUAGAAAUUGUUCUAAAUAGAUGUCAACAUUUAUAAUAAAUACUUGUAUAAUCAAAUAAAGUAAUUAUGAGAAAACAUA
This is a messenger RNA of Vespula vulgaris, 2250 nucleotides long. Its product is annotated as endoribonuclease CG2145-like. Lineage: Eukaryota; Metazoa; Arthropoda; Insecta; Hymenoptera; Vespidae. The coding region runs from base 152 to 2035 and encodes 627 amino acids. The record is from RefSeq and is a predicted model, not a curated record. The transcript is spliced from 6 exons. Gene Ontology annotation, molecular function: RNA endonuclease activity.